AUGCCCAGUAGAGGCUUACGCAUUGCAGGCUCCAAUGCGCCUCGAUUAUUACAGUUCCAAUGCCGCAGUCUCUCCUCCGCUACAGGACUGAAUCGCAUACGGACGACCCCCAGGCCCAUACCAUCUCUGUCACCACCGUCGCGAUGGCAGGGCACAUCGUUGCGUUUAAUAGCAGCCAUGCGGCAUGCAUCCACCGUACCCACAGCAUCUCCCGCUCAGCCUGUCGCAGCAAAUCACAUACCAUCGUCAGAGCUUCUAUCUCCGUCUGACCCAAGCCAUAUUACAAUCGAUGGCAUAGACCUUGGCCAAGCUUUUAUAAUGCCUGAUAUCCCGGAAAAGAUUGGCUAUCUACAAGAAGUGGGAAUCAGCUUUUGGUACGGCCCAACUUCUGUGAUUGAAUGGAUCCUCGAGCACAUCCACAUCUACAGCGGCAUGCCCUGGUGGGGGAGUAUAGCCGCGACCGCGGUCCUCCUCCGCUUGGUAAUGGUUCCAUUCUUCGUCAGGUCUGCGGACAGCCAGGCUCGACAAGCCGCGCUCAUAACCGUGACCAAGCCGAUCACGGCAGCAAUCACGCAGGCACAGCGCGACCGCGAUCAGGAGUCGAUGAUGAUGCACGUGCAGCGCCUGCGCCAAAUCCAGGCGGAGAACGGCAUCAGUUACUCCGCCAUGUUCGUUCCCAUGGUAAUGCAGGCUGUGCUGGGAUAUUGCGGCUUCAAGCUUGUAAGAGCCAUGGCCAACCUUCCCGUCCCGGGCCUGCGAGACGGCGGCUUUCUGUGGCUCAAAGAUCUUACCGUUGCGGAUCCCUAUGGCAUCCUACCGCUCGCCAUGGGCGCCGCCAUCCACCUCGUCAUUCGUAUGGGUGGCGAGACUGGGGCAUCGAACCCUGCUGCAACCCCACCAGGCAUGAGGGCAUUCAUGCUGUAUGGGAUGCCGGGUAUCAUCAUUCUGGUUACCGCAUGGUUGCCGGGAGCGCUAUGCGUCUGGUUUUCGGCUUCCGGAGCUGUAGGCCUCGGGCAAGCUCUCUUGUUUCAGCAACCUGCUGUACGAAGGUGGCUCGGCAUUGCGCCACUUUACAAACCGCAGACGGAAGAGGAACGACGGUCAACAGGUUUUGCUGGACUUUUCCGGGACCUUGUACCUGGCUCAGGUAAUGAGCGCGGACGCCAAGCGCUACGACCUUCUACACUAGACAAUCAAGCCGGCAAGAAUUCGGCAUAUAUGAGCCCACAGUGGCAGGCUCCUAAUCUGCAGACUCGACCCACCUCUGGCGGCGCUCAGGGCAAGAUUGUGGACAUUGUUGCAAAGAGCAGCGCCACUCCGGCUUCAAGCGAAGAUGAAGACAAAGGAUUCAAGGCCCUUUUUAAAGCUCCAGGUACCAUAUGGAAAGGCUUGAAGUCCAACCUGCCCAAACCGUCCCAAGCUUCACUCGACAGAAGUGUGGAGAGAGCGGCGCAGAGGGAGCGGGACGCUAAGAAACGGGCUGCGGCGGAGUAUGAAGAGAGAGCGCAGAAGAGGCAGAGACAGCGGUGA
Baudoinia panamericana UAMH 10762 is the source of this 1530-nucleotide messenger RNA. RefSeq lists its product as uncharacterized. Lineage: Eukaryota; Fungi; Ascomycota; Dothideomycetes; Mycosphaerellales; Teratosphaeriaceae. The record is from RefSeq and is a predicted model, not a curated record. Gene Ontology annotation, biological process: protein insertion into mitochondrial inner membrane from matrix; mitochondrial respiratory chain complex IV assembly. The transcript has 2 exons. The coding region runs from base 1 to 1530 and encodes 509 amino acids. Gene Ontology annotation, cellular component: mitochondrial inner membrane. Gene Ontology annotation, molecular function: membrane insertase activity.